Anolis carolinensis (green anole) is the source of this 4104-nucleotide messenger RNA. It is a transcript of the gene srek1, whose product is annotated as splicing regulatory glutamic acid and lysine rich protein 1. Gene Ontology annotation, cellular component: nucleoplasm. NCBI's taxonomy places the organism in Eukaryota, Metazoa, Chordata, Lepidosauria, Squamata, Anolidae. Gene Ontology annotation, molecular function: RNA binding. The transcript has 12 exons. The record is from RefSeq and is a predicted model, not a curated record. The coding region runs from base 45 to 2231 and encodes 728 amino acids.
GCUCGCUGAAGGGCCCGAGAAGCAGAGUCCCUCCCGCCGCCAUCAUGAUGAACAGCGGUGGGAUCGGGGUGCCGCUCGGCUUCCCUUUGACCCCGACUUCGGUGAUCCAAGUCACCAACUUGUCCUCGGCGGUGACCAGCGAGCAGAUGAGGACCCUCUUCGGUUUCCUUGGCGACAUCGAGGAGCUGCGCCUGUACCCCCCGGACAAUGCGCCACUCGCUUUUUCCUCCAAAGUAUGUUAUAUUAAGUUUCGAGAAUCAUCAAGUGUUGGUGUGGCCCAGCAUCUAACAAACACGGUUUUUAUUGACAGAGCUCUGAUAGUUGUGCCCUGUGCAGAAGGUAAAAUUCCAGAUGAAGCCAAAGCCCUUUCCCUCUUGGCUCCUGCUCCUACAAUAACAAGUCUGAUUCCUGGUGGUGGACUGCUUCCUAUACCAACGCCUCCUGUGAGUUCGAUUGGAAUUCCUCUUAGUUCACUGGGAGCUAUACCCGCAGCAGCCUUGGAUCAUAAUAUUACAGCCAUUGGAGAUAUACCCCAGCCACCCAUUAUGGGCAAUGUGGACCCUUCCAAGAUUGAUGAAAUUAGAAGGACUGUGUAUGUUGGAAAUUUGAAUUCCCAGACUACUACAGCUGAUCAGUUACUGGAGUUUUUUAAGCCAGUUGGGGAAGUCAAGUUUGUGCGAAUGGCGGGUGAUGAAACUCAGCCAACGCGUUUUGCUUUUGUGGAAUUUGCUGACCAAAAUUCAGUACCUAGAGCCCUCGCCUUUAAUGGAGUUGUAUUUGGAGACAGGCCGCUAAAAAUAAAUCACUCCAAUAAUGCAAUAGUGAAGCCUCCUGAAUUGACCCCACAAGCAGCUGCUAAGGAGUUAGAAGAAGUAAUGAAAAGAGUGCGGGAAGCCCAGUCUUUUAUAUCUGCUGCUAUUGAGCCAGAGUCUGGAAAGAGCAGUGAAAGGAAAGGUGGUCGAUCGCGCUCGCAUUCACGUUCAGUAUCCAGAUCUAGUUCAAAAUCUCGAAGGAAAAGAUCACACUCAAAACUCAGAAGUAGAUCUCGGGACAGAUCCCGCUCUAGUCAGAAGGACAGGCGCAGAUCCAGAAGUCCAGUGAAAAAUCGUUCAAAAUCGAAAGAACGGCGGAGAUCAAGAAGCCGUUCUCCUUCUCGGGAGAAGAGGAAGGAGAGCAAAGAGAGGAUCAGAGAAAAAGAAAAGAUUAGAGAGAAAGACAGAGAUAAGGAAAAAGAGAAGGAUCGGGACAAAGACAGGGGCAGAGAGAGGGACAAAGAGAGGGGCAGAGAAAGGGAGAGAGAAAAGGAGAGAACCAAAGAUAGAGACAAAGAGAGAGUGAAAGAUAAAGAGAAGGAUAGAGAAAGAGACAGAGGCAGAGAAAAGGAAAAAGACCGAGAGAAGGAAAAAGGAAAAGGAAAGGACAAAGAGGAGAAGGAGAAAGAGAAGGAAGAAAAGGGCAAGGCAGAGGAUUUAGACAAAGAAGGGGAAAAGGUUAAAGAGAGAGAAACUGAAAAGGAGGGAGACAAGGAGAAAGAUGACAAUGAACAGGUAAAAGAAAAAGAAGAUGAGGGAAAAGACCAAGAGAGAGAAAAAGAAAGAGAGAAGAGCAGUGAAAAAGAAAGAGAGAAGACUAGAGAAUUAGAAAGAGAGAAGACCACUGAAAAAGAAAGGGAGAAGGCCAGUGAAAGAGAAAGAGCGAAGGACAAGGAAGUAGAGAAGGCAAAAGACAAGGAUAAGGAAAGGGACCGAGAGAAAGAGAGAGAGAGAGAAGAAAAAAGGAAAAAGGAGAAAAGAUCCAGGACACCUCCUAGAAGUUACAGUUCCUCAAGAAGAUCACGUAGUUCCAGCAGAGAUAGACGGAAGAGGAAGAGCCGAAGUCCCUCAAAAUCUCCCAGAUCUUCCAAAAUCACAAAGAGGAAAUCUUCCCGGUCUCCAUCUCCAAGGAGAAGCAAGAAAGACAAAAAGACAGAGAAAGAAAGAGACUUGAGUAAUGAUAUAAGAGAAAAGGAAAGGUCUACAUCAAAGAAAAAGAGUAGCAAAGACAAAGAAGUUAAAGAGAAAUCGGAUAAAACCACAACUUUGAAGGAUAAAGAUUUGGGCAAAGAGAAUCAGAAUUCUGAAACCAAUAAACCAGAAGAGAACGCAGAUGUGGCAGAAGAAAUUAGACUACAGCAAAAUGGCAACUGUCAACCAAAUGAAGACAAUGUAUCGGUUAAGACUGAAGAAGUGUAGAAUAUUGUGUGGACUUGCUCUAUGGCAGAGGCAAACCCAAGGCAUUUUCUCCUGUCCCCCACAGUCCACCGAAAGAGGGAAAAAUACUGAACGGUCAACUGGACAUAAUUUAUCGUAUAUACUCCGGUUCUUGUGGCGGCUUGAUCAUCUUAAAGGCAGCAAGAAGCAGGACUGACCAAUAUGAAAUGCUGUGACAAAAACUAACAGCAUCAAAUCUGAUCAUCCAAAGGAACCUCUGUGUUUCUAUGAUGAUAAGAUUGUCCAACAGCUGUUACAAAUAUGUGGCUGUAGCCUGUACAACCCAGAAAAGCUGUUGGGGAUGCAUUGGAAAUUGUUAAAAAUACUGGUAGUUUGAAGAGUUUGAUGUUUUGCUUUAUGAAAUUUUAAGCUAAACUCCAUGUGAUAUGUUUUGAUGAUGUGCUUGAAAAUGGUGCAAAAAUUACACAUGCUUCCUUGUUGUUGUAAAUGACAGUGAUGAAAACUUUUAACCUAACACAGUUUUACAGUUGUUGUGUUUAUUGCCCUCAAAAGCAAGUGAAGAGGUUUUUUCUUCUUUUGUUGCUUGUGUAUUUCUUUUUAUAUUUUUAAGUAAUUUGCUUAUAAAUAAGUCUCGGAUCCUUCUCUCAUUAGUAGUUGAUCAAUGCAUGCUAACAUUCUCGUUCUAGAAAGAACAGCCAUGUUUAUAUUGGAUUUCCAUUCUGCCAACUAUAAUAAGCACAUAACGUAGUAAUCUCCAAACAACUGACUUUUUUGGGUAGCUUUAUUGCAAUGUCUUGGUCGCCUGCAAAUAGGACAAACACCUACAACAAAAAUAAAUGUGUUUCUUUUGAAAUGGAACAUGGGAGCACAAGCGGAUGUGUUAGUGCCUUCUUUGAAACAUAGAAUAGUAGUACCUAGUGCUUUUUAAUUCCCGGUUUGUUGAAUGCUUGAUCUUCUGGAUAGUUCCAUCACAAUAGGAGACAAAAGUUUUAGAGAUCUGUUGGUCAUGUCAUCUUUUUAUUUGGUAACAGGUUGAAGAUCUCUUUAAAUGAACUAGGUUUCAUGGCUGAAAUCACUGAUAAAAUCAUCUUACAGCCCAGUUAGUCCCUAAGUUAGUGGACCUUAUAGCAAGUAUGAAUCAAAUAGUUCUGAAUAAAAGCACUUCCUAUUAUUAUGGGCUGAAUGUCUAACAUUGAAAUCAAAAAUGUCCUUUUGGAUAUCCUCAAACGUUCAUUUCUGAUGUGAGCUGUAUAAGAAGACAUGAGUAGAAAGCAAGUUCUCAUUGAAAAACAAUUACAGAGACAGUUACCUAAUUUUUGGAAUAUAGUAUAAGACUGAUAACAGAAGUGUACACUUUAAAACAUGGUUACACUGAAAUCAGGAACCUUUUAAACAUGAUAUAAAACAAUCAAAUUGCCUUACCUCAUGGGAAAAAACAUACAGAAAAGCCAAAUAAGUAUUAGCUUUCAAGGCGUGUUUUCAAAAUUGCUGCUUAGUCAACACGUGAAUAUUUUGUGGUAAAUGGAAAACAAUUAGAGGAAAACAUGCAAAGUGAUUAAAACUAUUGAUUGUGACAUUGCUUUAUUGCCCAUAAUUUUUCUGUUGUCUAAAGGCUGUCACCCAUAUUUUUUCUUUUUGGCCUCUGUGUACAUGAAAAUUAUAAUGAAUGCUUUACCAUGUAAAGUAUGGACAGUAAUUUUUGUGAUGUUUGGCCACAUGCAGUUUCUUCUGGUAAUAAAGUGACGACAAAUCUCAAAUGCUUCUUGAAAGACUGUGAAAGACUGUGUUGGAACAGCAACUGUCAUAUUUAUGAUGUGUAAGUAGCAUAGAGCAAAGAUUGUAUACAUGUUAUCUUUGGUACAUCACUAAUAAAAUUAAGUAUUUUAGAGGGAAA